AUGGGAGCGCUGGCCGAACGCUCCAUCGAUGGGAACAACGACCCUCAGUGGGAGCACAACAGUUGCAGCUUUACCGCCUUCCAGGCUAAAGCAUGGUGGAGGCUGGAGCUGCCUGGUGUGUACCGGGUGUCAGAGAUUGAGGUCACCAAUAUGAAUAUCGGGAGGAGCAGGCUCAACAACGUGGAAAUUCUCAUCGGGGAUUCACUGUCAAACAACGGCAAUGACAAUCCAAGGUGUGCCAUCAUCAACGAUGACCCAGGCUGCUUGACUCAGACUGUCAAGUGUUGGGGAAUGGAAGGAAGGUUUAUCAACUUCUACCGGUCCUCUGAUGAAAUCCAAUAUCUGCAGCUCUGUGAGGUCAAGGUGUACGGAGGUAGGGACCCCGUCCAUCAUUACAUGAUCAUCAAAGGGGGAUUGGUGUACCAGUACCAUUGCUAGUAAAACAUAUUUGG
Gadus macrocephalus (Pacific cod) is the source of this 452-nucleotide messenger RNA. RefSeq names its product fucolectin-1-like. The record is from RefSeq and is a predicted model, not a curated record. Bases 1 to 438 code for a protein of 145 amino acids. Lineage: Eukaryota; Metazoa; Chordata; Actinopteri; Gadiformes; Gadidae. The transcript is spliced from 2 exons.